AUGGGAGUGAAUGGCUUUGUGGGACAGCCUCUGACUUACGUGUGCCUGCGGGCUCCAGGACAAGCACCAGGCACCUACAACACGAUCACCACCACCACGGACUGCGCUGGCCACCAGACAGUCAACUACGAGUACAUUCCUGCCAACGGCCCCGGCAUCUCGCGCAACAACAACAACAACUGCAAUGGAGGCAGCGCCAACACGCUGUCCAAUGCCAUGACCACGACAAACAACAACAACAAUGCCGGCGGCGGCGGCACGUUGACUAACAACAACAUGAACUCUGGGGGAACCAUUACUAACAACAACGGCCUCGCCGAUGCGGCUGCGCGGCGGCAGCCGGUGGUAGGCUCUCUCGUGGCGUUCGCGCCCGCGCCCGGGCCGAUGGCCGACGCCGCGCUUGCGCCGUCGGCCGCGGCCGCCGGCGCGGCGGCCGACCCGGCCAUGGGAGCUCCUUCCACCAUCACCAACAACAACAUGAACGGCGGCGCCGCUGCAAGCAACCCCAACCUGGUGGGCUUCACUCCGGCUGUGCCGGCCCAGCAGACAGGCGGCGUCACAAACAACAAUAUGAAUGGCCCGCAGGCAGGCACCGUCAACAACAACAACAAUGGGCCAGUUGCCACUUCCACAGGGGCGACCCAGCCGCAGCCGCCGCCGGCCGGGACGUACAACACCAUUACUACGAUUGCUGACUGUCAGACUGGCACGCGCGUGGAGUACACAUAUGAGCCUGCCAACGGCCCCGGCAUCACUCGCAACAACCAGAACACCUGCAACUCCCCCGGCAGCAACACCAUCACCAACAACAAUGGCUAAACCAAGUUGUUUGGAUUUUGAAUAUAAACCGGCGCCGCGGAGGUUUCCGUGACCUGAGUUCGAUAGGGCUGGGUUUGGUGGCACAGUUUCAAGCAGCUUAGAGGAGGCAUUGCCUGAGUGCUGCGGGUUGCGCUAGCAUGCUCUGAUCACAGUUCCUGGUUACUGGUUGCAUGCUUUGGAGGUGGCUGUCAUCAAAGGCAUGUUGUGCAAGCUGGAAGUGACGGUAGCCCACCAUCACCAAGUGUGUGAAAGUUCUGCAUAAUUGUGCUGGCUGGGUGCAGGGCAGUAAUUGGGCAAGACGUGCCCUUUCAAUGGAAUGGAACAGACUCAAGUUUUGAUGGUGAGGAUGCUGCACGUUGUCACUGCUCUGAGCUGGGGUUCUAAUGAGAUGAGGAGAGGAAACAUCAAGCACUGUUGGUUUGUUGAGCACGGAGGCCUGAGCGCUCUGUGAAAUACUGUGUGGGUACAUUUUGCUGGGCUUUUUGAAAAGACUGUUUGGAAGCUUAUGAAGUGUUCAUGUGUCAGGCGACAGCAUCAGCUCAUCUUGUGCCAGUCACAGCCUUCUGACUGUGAUCAGACAGCAAAUUUUGUUAUCAUUGCAAGCUUUCGAUUUCAAGCCAUGUAGCAUGUUGGUUGUUCAAAUGAUGCAUGAACCCAAGAUUGUAAUGUCGUGAGCGUCUGCC
Coccomyxa subellipsoidea C-169 is the source of this 1502-nucleotide messenger RNA. RefSeq lists its product as hypothetical. The record is from RefSeq and is a predicted model, not a curated record. The coding region runs from base 1 to 819 and encodes 272 amino acids. Lineage: Eukaryota; Viridiplantae; Chlorophyta; Trebouxiophyceae; Coccomyxaceae. The transcript has 3 exons.